Messenger RNA from Hyaloperonospora brassicae, 438 nucleotides. Lineage: Eukaryota; Oomycota; Peronosporomycetes; Peronosporales; Peronosporaceae. The record is from the annotation of a GenBank genome assembly.
AUGAGUCCUCGAGCCAUAGCGUCCACUCGCUCUUUGACUCUGUUUACGCCAAAUACGUCCAGCGCAGGUAACUGUGGCCUUUACCGUUCUGGCAAUGGGCCCAAAACCGACCCGCUUGCUGCCCAGUUUUCGAUCGUGUCGCAUCGAUUUGCCCAGUUUCGUGCCUCGCGCACCCUUUACGGCGAAAGAUUGCAGCGAAUCCCGUUCCUUCACGGCGGGAAGCGCGAGCCUCUCUCCCGUUGCGAUGGCAUGGGAAAGCUCGUUGAUGACGACGGCCCACCAAGUGGUUCGACUGCUACCAGCACGAGCAACAGCACCCGAGUUGCUAAGCAGGAAAACCAUAACAUAUCCCCAUGUGAGUGCUCGGUGCUUACCAUGGACCCGCUCGAUCAAGCCACUUUGUUCGCACGCUGUUUCUUGGAACCUGCUGACUACUGA